AUGGAAAGUCAUCAGAGUCGAUUAUUUUUGCCAUAUAAAGCAUUAGGGGGAAUAUGCUCAUCUGUUCCACCGGCUUUCCGAGUACUUCCAAGGAAAAGAGAUGAGACUUAUGUUAUUUGCGCAGUUGAUAAUGUUGUUAUACAAUAUUCAUGUGAACAUUUACGGAUAGUAUCUGUCAGCAAUGUUUUACCUGCUCGAAUUGAAGUAAUUGCUGCUGAUUCCUAUUAUAUUUAUGCUUCAAUUGGUACACGAAUAGCUGUACUAUAUUUGUCGAGACAAGUUAAGCAGUGGUUAGAAUUUCCCAAACGGGUGCGAUGGAUUUUGCCAUUUGGCAACGUACUAGUAGUUGUAGAUGUAGACAGUACAAUAUAUGUAAUGGAUGUCGAAAAUGGUAAUGAAUUAGUGUUGAUUGAAGGAUGCGGAAGGUUUGAUUGCUCGGCGAUCACUCAUCCAAUUACUUAUCUCAAUAAAAUACUUUUAGGAUCUAAACAAGGAACUUUACGGAUAGUUAAUAUAAAAACGGGCAAACUGAUCCAUGAAUUUGGGAAGUCAUUUGAUUCGGAAAUAACUGCACUAGAACAGUCGCCAGCUGUAGACAUCAUUGCUGUUGGUUUAAGAAGUGGUCAGAUCAUCUUGCAUAAUAUAAAAUUUGACGAGAUUUUGCACACGUACAAGCAAGAUUCCCUAGUGACAUCAAUUACCUUUAGAACCGAUGGUGAAGAAACAAUGACAACAGCUUCUGAAAAUGGCACUUUAGCAGUUUGGGAUUUGAAUAAACGUACCCUUUUGGGACAAUUGUCAGAUGCACAUCGAGGUUCAAUCACAGGAAUACACUAUAUUUCUGGCGAAUCAUUAAUGAUUUCUGCAGGAGUUGACAACUCACUGAAAACAUGGAUCAGUGACAUGAGCGAUGGAAUGCCUAGGCUGUUAGUUUUGCUUGAAGGACAUUCUGAACCGGUUACUGCAGUUAAAUUUAUUGACAGUGAAGUUGUUCUUUCUUCUGGUUUGGAUGGUUCUGUGAGAGCUUUUUCAGUAUCACGUGACACACAAAAACAGAAAUUAGGAAACGCUGGUAUUAUGUCCAGAGCAAAGGCAAAAAAGAAAAAGCGUGAUCUGGAGAGCAUUAAGUUAAAGCCGGUGAUUGAGAUAGAUGUUGGGUUAGCGCGAGAAGCUGCUUGGGAUAAUGUUUUGUGUCGUCAUAUUGAUACAGCCCCCGUAACUACAUGGACUACUAGAAGAAAAGCUUUGGGAACAUAUCGGUUACUUCAUAAAAGGUUUCUUACUACACCAGAUCUUAUAUCUGCAUGUGCAUCCUCAAUAUGUGUUUCAUCAUGUGGAAAUUUUGGUGUUAUCGGUUACACAACUGGUCAUAUUGACUGUUUUAACUUGCAAAGUGGACUACACAGAAAGAUGUUUGUGUGUUCUAACAAGAUUGGAAAGGCUCAUAAUUCUGCUGUUGUUGGAUUAGCACUUGAUAUGUUUAACAGGCAACUCGUAUCAGCUGAACAUAAUGGACUUAUUCGCUUUUGGGAUUUUCACAGCACAAAGUUAUUGGCUGAACUACGGGUUCCAUCAUACAUUAUACGAGUUAAAAUGAACGCUCAGAAUUCAUUAUUAGCUGUUGGUGUGAAAAAUGGUUCAAUUGGUAUAAUUGAUAUUUUUUGUCGAAAAGUUGUCAGAAUUAUUGAAACUAUCCAUGACUCACCUUUCAGUGCUCUAGAGUUUUCUCCUGAUGGCAAAUGGCUUGUAAGUGCUGAUGAAAAUGGAUUUAUCAGAAUCUGGGACCUUAUUGCAAAUGUUCUUAUCGACGUUAUAAAGUGUAAAGUGCACUGCACAUCACUAAAUUUUUCACCUGGUGGAGAAUAUCUGGCCACUUGUCAUUAUCAGCAAAGAAGUAUAUAUAUAUGGGCUAAUAAAUCGUUGUUUACUUCAUUAAAGGAUUUAAAAGCACUACCAUUGAACUACGUUCCGAAAGACUCCUCUGCUUUACCAUCCCAAAAGCAUUUUGAAGAAGCAAAUCAAGAUUCAGAUGAAGUGGAAGAAAUGGUUGUGGAGGUUGAAAAUGAUGUAGUGCAGAAAGUGGAACAGGUUGAAUCUCUUAUCACGUUAUCGGGAUUACCACCUUCUCGUUGGCUAAACCUGCCAAAUUUGGACAUAAUCAGAGAAAGAAAUAAACCAAUUGAACCGGCACGAAAACCUAAAGCUGCACCGUUUUUUUUGCCUACAGUAUCAACUUUACAUGGAUUUGAGUUUGAAGAAACAGAUGAGUCCUUGGAUAAUGUUGAGAAACGCAACGUCUUAAUGGCGAAACGAAACGCUUUAGAGAUUGAGUCUUCUUUUGCACAGAGUUUGUCUCAGGCUUCUGAAGAUACAGAUUUCAUUGGUGCGUUUGAAUCUUUAAAAUGGAUGAGUAUCUCUGCAAUAGACUUUCAAAUCCGCAUACUGCCUGAAAGAGUAUUUAGCCAAUUUUUGAAAAUGAUCCACACGAUUUUGCAAAGUCAUCGGGAUUUUGAACUGGUGCAAGCAUAUUUAGCUACUUUCUUGAAAGUGCAUCGAAAUAAGCUCUGGGUUUAUCAUGGUAAUGGUAAUGGUGAUUUGAGUGAAAUGUUGGAGAAGUUGCGGAAUGAAGUGGAAAAUAGCUGGAAAGAAGUUGAUAGCUUAAUGCUUCAGAAUGUUUCUUUGGUUCAAUGGAUCAAGACGGCUUUAUUAUAA
This is a messenger RNA of Thelazia callipaeda (thelaziosis nematode), 2712 nucleotides long. The record is from the annotation of a GenBank genome assembly. NCBI's taxonomy places the organism in Eukaryota, Metazoa, Nematoda, Chromadorea, Rhabditida, Thelaziidae.